CGCCCCGGGAACCCGGAAGCAGUUGUUGCUGCGCAAGGGGAACGGUCCUGGGGGGCUUGGCCCUGCGGCGGCAAGAUGACUGUAGAUAUCCAACCAGCCUGCCUUGGAUUGUAUUGUGGGAGAACGGUACAAUAUAUAAAUGCGUCAACUGAAAUCUAUGGCGACUGUGGGGUUUGUCCGAGAGGACAGCGAACAGAUGGGGAUAAAAUCUGUCGGGAGUGUACAGGAUCUCCAGGGCAUUAUGACUGGCUAUACCUUGGCUUUAUGGCCAUGCUUCCUUUGAUUUUGCACUGGUUCUUCAUUGAAUGGUAUUCAGGGAAAAAGAGUUCCAGUGCAUUGUUUCAGCAUCUUACUGCCUUAUUCGAAUGCAGUGUUGCAGCAAUAGUUACACUGCUUGUGAGCGAUCCAGUAGGUUUUCUGUAUAUCCGUUCUUGCAAGGUAGUGAUGCUUUCUGACUGGUAUACAAUGCUUUACAACCCAAGUCCUGAUUAUAUUACAACUGUACACUGUACUCAUGAAGCUGUCUAUCCUCUAUACACCAUUGUAUUUAUAUACUAUGCCUUCUGUCUGGUGUUGAUGAUGCUGCUCCGACCUCUUCUGGUUAAGAAGAUUGCCUGUGGGUUAGGAAAGUCAGAUCGAUUUAAAAGUAUUUAUGCAGCACUUUACUUCUUCCCUAUUCUAACUGUACUUCAAGCAGUUGGAGGAGGCCUGCUCUAUUAUGCAUUCCCAUAUAUUAUAUUGGUGUUAUCUUUGGUUACCCUGGCUGUGUACAUGUCUGCUUCUGAAGUAGAGUCUUUCAAGGACCUUCUUGUCAGGAAGAAAAGGCUUGUCGUUCUUUCUAGCCACUGGUUACUUCACGCCUAUGGAAUCAUCUCUAUUUCCAAACUGGAGAGACUUGGCCAGGAUCUACCACUGUUGGCUUUGGUACCUGCACCUGCCCUCUUUUACUUACUUACAGCAAAGUACACCGAACCUUCACGCAUCCUUUCAGAAGGAGCAAAUGGACAUUAAAUGUAACUUGUGCCAACAGCCCAGUGAAACUGUCCCAGUAAGAUGGAUUAAAGAAUUUCAGUGCUUGUUAUGCCCUUCAGUUCUUCUUAGACUAAAGUUAUCAUUUCUGUAUAAGACAUUUUCUGGGUAAAACAUUGUAUAGAAUCUAAGAGUAAGACUAUGUAAACUUAGCUUCUCUAACUUCAUGAAGGGCUUGUAAACAAUCAAAGUGGAAAAUGUCUUAAUCUAUAUACAUUUUUUACUAUGUAUAAAUACUGGUGACACAUACCUUGUAAUAUAAGUUUUGUUUGUACCUUAUUUAUUUAUUUCACAAUGCCGUAUAUUAGCAUCUGUUUGAAUAAAGUAGCAAAAUAGA
This is a messenger RNA of Trachemys scripta elegans, 1366 nucleotides long. It is a transcript of the gene JKAMP, whose product is annotated as JNK1/MAPK8 associated membrane protein. The coding region runs from base 76 to 1011 and encodes 311 amino acids. Gene Ontology annotation, biological process: response to unfolded protein. Lineage: Eukaryota; Metazoa; Chordata; Testudines; Emydidae. Gene Ontology annotation, molecular function: ubiquitin protein ligase binding. The record is from RefSeq and is a predicted model, not a curated record. The transcript has 7 exons. Gene Ontology annotation, cellular component: membrane.